CUCUCUCUCUCUCUUUCCAAAUCAAAACCUAUUCCUCUCCUCAUCCUCAACUCUUUUUGUACUCAACCCACCCAUCUGUGUUGCUAUAAAAGAGGACCAGACCGCAGUUGAGAGGCGCGGCUUCUGUUUCUGUUGUUGUCGUUGUUGUUGUCGUGUCAGCUAGCACUGCUGCUGCUGCUGCUGCCAGCCACUGGAGCGCUUCUAGGAAACCGAGGUGGGAGGAGGAGGAGGAGGAACAGGGAAGAUAAGAGAGCAUGAGCUAUACGGUGGUGGGGUGGUCAUGGAGGUGGUGCUUGUCCCUGGGCAUCAUAGGGGCUUGCAUGUUCGUGGCGCUCAAGGUGUUGGACUUCCUGUGGUGGCGGCCGAAGAGGCUGGAGGAGCACUUCGCAAGGCAGGGCAUAAGAGGCCCCCCCUACCGCUUCUUCGUCGGCUGCGUCAAGGAGAUGGUCGGCCUGAUGCUGGACGCUUCCUCCAAGCCAAUGAUGCCUCAGACCUCUCACAACAUCCUCCCAAGAGUCCUCUCCUUCUAUCACCAUUGGAAGAAGAUCUACGGCUCCACAUUCCUGCUGUGGUUCGGCCCUACCCCGCGCCUCACUGUCGCAGACCCCGACCUCAUCAGGGAGAUCUUCUUGUCGCGGUCCGACGUCUUCGAGCGCUACGAGUCCCACCCGCUGGUCCGGCAGCUCGAAGGCGAGGGGCUGGUGAGCCUCCGAGGCGAGAAAUGGGCUCAUCACAGGAAGGUCCUCACCCCCACCUUCCACAUGGGGAACCUCAAGCUCCUGAUACCUUUCAUCGGGAAGACGGUUCUGGAUAUGGUGGAGAAGCUGCCGACCUCCGGCGACGAGGUGGAGAUCGACGUGUCGGAGUGGUUCCAGACGGUGACCGAGGACGCCAUCACCCGGACAGCAUUCGGCCGGAGCUACGACGACGGCAAGGCCGUCUUCCAGCUGCAGGCCCAGCAGAUGGUCUUCGCGGCCGAGGCCUUCCGCAAGGUGUUCAUCCCCGGCUACAGGUUCCUGCCGACGAAGAAGAACACGAACUCGUGGAAGUUGGAGAAAGAGAUCAAGAGGAGCCUGAUCAGGCUCAUCGGCCGGCGGAAGGAGCGGCUGGGGGAGGAGGGGAAGCCCGACGGCAGCGUGAAGGACCUGCUGGGCCUGAUGAUCGACGCGAGCGCGUCGAAGCAGGGCGCGGUGCAGGCGGCGUCGCCGAAGCCUGUUUCGUCACCGCCGUCGACGAUCACCGUCCGGGACAUCGUGGAGGAGUGCAAGACCUUCUUCUUCGCGGGAAAGCAGACCACCUCCAACCUGUUGACGUGGACGACGGUGCUCCUGGCCAUGCACCCGGAGUGGCAGGAGCGCGCGCGGGCGGAGGUCCUCCGCGUGUGCGGUGCACGUGAUCUCCCUACCCGCGAUCACCUCGCCAAGCUCAAGACGCUGGCGAUGAUACUGAACGAGACGCUGCGGCUGUACCCGCCGGCGGUGGCGACGAUCCGACGGGCGAAGGCGGAGGUGGAGCUGGGCGGGUACCACAUCCCCCGGGGGACGGAGCUGCUGAUCCCCAUCAUGGCCGUCCAUCACGACGCACGGCUGUGGGGCCCGGACGUGACCCAGUUCAACCCGGCCCGGUUCGCCGAAGGCGCCAGCCGCGCCGCCCGCCACCCCACCGCAUUCAUCCCCUUCGGCCUGGGCCCUCGGAUGUGCAUCGGCCAGAACCUGGCCCUCCUCGAGGCCAAGCUCACCGUCGCCGUCCUCCUCCAGCGCUUCGCCUUCCGCCUCUCCCCUUCCUACGUCCACGCCCCAACCGUCCUCAUGCUCCUCUACCCCCAGUACGGCGCCCCCAUCCUCUUCCGCCCCCUGCCUCUGCCGUCCGAUCCCUCAACGACGGCCACGACUCACACCCAAAGCUUCUCGUGACAGACUGCUUCCUCCCUCCAUCAUCUUCUUCUAUUACUGUCAUGACUUUGACCCUCUUGGUAUCAUCAUACACGUUGACCAAACCACCCUGUAAGCUUGUGCCUCGACUAUGUGACCAGUGACCACCACCACUACUAACUUGGCCGUCCUCUGCAAUGUAAAAGCUCGGGAUACCCUUAACACUGCACCUCUUUAGGUGUCAAUGAAGCGAAACCAGUCUUCCUCUCUCCUUUUUCUCCUCUUCUUUUUUUUUUUUGGUCUACAUCUCCACCAUGGCUUUGGUGCAUGUACUACUACUGUAUUAUACCCCUCUUUCCAGCUUUUGCAAUACACGAUUUGUUUAUCCUUG
Molecule: messenger RNA, 2262 nt
Organism: Musa acuminata AAA Group (dessert banana)
Lineage: Eukaryota; Viridiplantae; Streptophyta; Magnoliopsida; Zingiberales; Musaceae
Product: cytochrome P450 734A6
Exons: 5
Coding region: 255-1913 (552 amino acids)
Biological process (GO): brassinosteroid metabolic process; brassinosteroid homeostasis
Molecular function (GO): oxidoreductase activity, acting on paired donors, with incorporation or reduction of molecular oxygen; iron ion binding; monooxygenase activity
Source: RefSeq, a predicted model, not a curated record